AUGAGCGACGAAAGUGUGAAGAUGACAGGGAUCUGGCAGAUAGUAAGACUCAGAGAGAUGCUGCAUAAAUGGCAAUCGGUUGCCCUCAGUAAAAAGGAGGAGCAACCAUGUUCAUCUGGUAUUCCCCCUUCUGUCGACAAGCGCCUAAAGAAUGUGUUGUCCCAAUGUGACUCAGAUGAAGAGAGCUGCCAAAGCCCGCAACCCCCACCUGAUGUCCCCAAGGGUCACUGCCCGGUCUACAUAGGACCAGAGCAGCGGAGGUUCGUCAUACCGACAAGUUACCUGAGCCUUCCAGUGUUUAAACUGCUCCUAGACAAGGCUGAGGAGGAGUUUGGAUUUGAUCAUCAGGGCGCGCUCACGAUCCCUUGUGAGGUGGAAACUUUCAAGUAUAUUCUCCUCUGCAUGGAAAGAUAUAAAAGGGGCCUCAUUGAUGAUGAAGGAAAUCCAACAGGCUUAGAGGAAUAGUACUACUUGGACUUGUUUGCAUUCUGCAGUGUCGAAGGCCUGAUUCAUUUACAGUUAAGUGGUUGCCGUCUGAUCAAAGUUAGUGAUUUCUUUUUUGCUAAGACAAAUUUGUUGGAAUCCGAUGUACUCAGUGUAUUGCGUGUAAGGAUUUGAGGUUCAACCUUUUCUGUUUUCCUUCUUCUUCCCUUCUUUUCCUUAUGAAUCAAUGGGUUUGCUGUACUGGUUCUUUACAGUCUUGAGAAAUGAUUCUGUUAACAUGUGACUAUUGUGAUCCUUGGUUUCGAUGCAUUGCUAUAAUCCACUUUUGUUGGUUA
Musa acuminata AAA Group (dessert banana) is the source of this 779-nucleotide messenger RNA. Its product is annotated as protein SMALL AUXIN UP-REGULATED RNA 12-like. NCBI's taxonomy places the organism in Eukaryota, Viridiplantae, Streptophyta, Magnoliopsida, Zingiberales, Musaceae. The transcript has 2 exons. The record is from RefSeq and is a predicted model, not a curated record. The coding region runs from base 1 to 465 and encodes 154 amino acids. Gene Ontology annotation, biological process: response to auxin.